AAUACGUUUUGUGUAUUUUGACGUUUGGAACUUGAGAUUAUACAGGAGUGGCAGUCUUAUGUCGUCAAAUAUUGAGUAGGCAGUCUUCUGGGAUGCCACAACAAACAUGUGUUUCUCCACCCUUACAACCAUGUAGCAGUUUAGCCAGUGUGUGCCAGGUGGCUCUGGAAAAGUUGUUGCUGCAGGCAUUUUGUUUACUGGGCAAGCUGGAGGCCAAAUCAAAGCCUGUGCGCCACAUACGGGAGAAUGGGGUGGUAUCCUUCCUGUGCCAGAAAGAACGUGACAUACCACUUGCUGAAAUUCAGGCGUACCUGUCUUCCACAAUGCCUAUCAGCUACAGACAGGGAAUGGUCGACAACAUGCUUAAUACACUCGCAACUCCAAGAUUUGACAAGAACACAUUGAUUAGUAACAUUGAGUUUAAAUUUGAAAUUCUGAAUGCAGUUGUAGGUGCUUCCGAAAUGAAGCAGGUAUUAAAGAAGUUCUUUAAAUGUAUGUUGUUAGGAUAUGUGAAAAGUCUAGACCUUAGUGGCUUUUAUAAUUUUGGGAGUUGCUGGAUUGCCAAGACAAGGAGAAUCCUACAUACAUGGGAUAAAAUGUAUGGAGGAGGUGAAUAUAUCAAGGGCAUUGAGUCAGCCAAAGUAUGUACGGUUCAGCUAGAGUCAUUAUGGCAUGAUAUGGUGCAUGAAUACAAAACAGUAGCAAAUGCAUCUGCAGUUGAUUCAGCAAAGUAUUUCCACCAGUUGACAAGAAUCAACAUUGACCACAUUGCAAAUGGUGAACUUAUAUGGGCAAUAGGAUGCAACUGUCCUGUCUUACAAGAACUAAGUAUUUAUGUAGACACAUUAGACAGAAGCAAAUACUCAGCUCACUUUGAAGAAGAAUUUUUAGAUGGUUUAUCUGCAUUGUAUGGACAUAGAAAGUAUACUCAAACAUCUUAUAAAGGAAAACCAGUUGGAUGCCCUAAGAUUCGACGUAUAAUUAUGCCGACACUUCAGAUUCAGGAGAAAAUGGAGAAAUCUUGUGGCAAACUACUUUGUUACUUACACCAUCUUGAAGAAUUAAUAAAUGUUGGGACAACAGGUUCCAUUGUUGCUAUGUUUAAAGAGAAAGACUACAAUUUCAGGCCACUAUCACUCACUUAUGUGGAUGAUGCUCGAGCUCCAGAGACUUUAGAUGAAGUUUGCAGACAUUUUGGUGUUGAUGUAAAAAGAUUUUUACCCAACGUUACCAGUAUUAGACUGAGGAAGAAUCAUUGUGGAAUGAGACAGUUGGUAAAUUUUCCACUGUUAAAAAAAUUAGAACUAUUGACACUAGAAGAUUCCGAGCUAGAGUUCGGCAAUAACUUUACCCAAUUAACUCAUUUCAAAGGUAACUUCCGCUGGGAUGAGAAGAAACUGGCUGCCUUCUCUCAGAAAGCUCCUCGCCUGGAAACAAUAUUCUUCCUGAGUGGCUCCUUGUUUAAACAUAGGACCAAGAAGAUGAGAGAGAAAAUGUCUUUCCCCAAGGCACGUGUUGUUAAGUUUUACCAGCUGAAACACAUUGAUACUGAUCCUGUCAUAAACUUCUUGAAGAGCACCAGAGUCCUCACUCACUUAUUCUUUGAAGAUAAUGAGAAGAGAAUCAGAGAUGAAAAACCUCCUAUGUAUGAUGCAAUAAACGACAAAGUCAUUGCAUCCGUCGCACCUUCCUUGAAGAACUUGGUUUGUUUUCAUGCCCGCGUUCGAGGAUUCCGUGGGGUUUGUAAGUUUUCUUUGACAGAAAAGAGUGUCCAGAGUCUACUUGCCAGCUGCCCAGAUCUGGUUGAUUUGGGAAACUUAUUUCACUGGAAUAUUCCUUACCAACAUGUUCUGGCCCUCAAGAAACAGGCAAAGGAGGGGAACUGGAAGAUUGGUUUCACACCACCUGAUGAUGUGUAGAUUGAUAUGCAAGGAAAUCAUUGAAUUUUUAGACUAUAUUCUAACAAGAAUAGAAAAAAACAAAAAUAAUACAGCCCAUAUGAUUUCACUGAAUUAGCCCCAGGUUUCUCAAGUUGACUUGUCCCUAGUUCUUGAGCCAUCACUGGCUGCACAACCUUCCUUUUUUUUUUUACAUAAUUCAACUACAGGCUAAAGGCUGCUGUGCUGGCUUCAAAAUGUUCAUAUGGUAUAGCUGCAGAAUAAUGUUUAACAAAUUUAGUGAAUACUAUUGAGCAAAGAUCCUCAUUGCCUGUGAAAAUAUUAGGAGGAUUGGGGGUUCUACUUUCUAGGUUCCCAGCCAGAGACAGUUUGACCUGUGUCUAGCUUCAAAGAUUGAAAGCCCUUGUUGUGUAUGCUAUUGAAUGACAGAAAAGAUUAGCUAAUUUGCUGUGAAAAAUUGUAAGACAGAGAGGUGUUACGGGUAAUAAUGCAGCACCCACAGAGAAGCAUUUUUUAAAUUUCUUUUCUUCAUAAAUUCAGAUUUUUGGAAACGUUUUGCCAUCUAGAAAAUUGAUAAUAAAGCAAAACUGAAUUUUGUAUUCAUCAUUUAUUGAUAUUGUCUUAGGAUGGAUGGUGGUGAAUAGUUGAUGUAUGGCGAAGGAGUUGCUGCCCACAUGUAAAGUCUUGUAGGGAAGAAAAGAAAUACAUGUAUUUUACAAUUAUCCUGUAUACUAUGCUAUAAUUUCACAAAUAUCUAUAUUUAUGCAUUUAUAGAUGUUAUAUAUGUAAUUGCGUUUUGUAUGUGUGAAUGUCUAUGCAUUAUGCGUGCAUGAGUGAAUGAGAGUGAGAAUGACCGUGUGAGGGUGUGACUGUAAGGUUUUCCAUCAGACUACAAACUAACCUCACCUUCACUGAAUGUAAAUCGGCAGUAAAGCUAGAUAAUGCUUGAAUACAUGAUAUUGCAGGGUAUUCCAUGCCUAGACUAAACUAUGCUCAUUGAGGGCAAAACCAUAUCGCAGCACCUUUAUAUGAUGAGUUAAGAAAAGUCAUUAGUAAAGUGGAUCUUACCAACUUACCUCUGUUGAAAAUGAUGUUCUGUUAUAGAUAAACUUUAGCCUUUAUUUUUGGUGUGGUAGGCCCUUCAGUUCAUCAGUGCAUAUAACUGCAGUAGGCAAUGCAUUAUAUUUGUCCAUAUGAGAGAGACUGAAUUAAUAUUACAUUUUAGAGUCCCAUUAGUAUGUUUAAGUUUUUGAGCAGGAAAUGUGUUAACAGAAAAUAUAUAUAUGAUGGGCGGUCUCCCAGGAUAUCCCUAGCAUGAGCCACUAAUAGACUGCAUCGAGGAAGACUGUAAAACUAAAUUACGAUUAUAAAUCUAGUAUGAUUAGUUAUGGCGUGCUGUAACUUUAAUUCGAGCCAUGCUUUGGAUAUGCCGAAAAACAGUUGCCAGUGAGGGUUGCGAUAAAUGCUCCAAUCCAACCUGGAGGGGUUUAGGCAAUCUGUGAUAUUUAUGUAAUUAAUUACCUGGUGCAAUGUGACUUAUUGUCUAAUACAGAGGAAUAGCAAUAUAUAUUUUGUAAAGCAGAAGUUUGAAAUAGUUUUAAAUGUAAUUCAAAACUGAAUAUUUGAAAUUUGUUACACUGAUUUUUUUUCCUGUUUCUUUUUAUAGUAUUAAGGACUGGUUUUACCUUUCACAAUUGAAUAUUGAUUAAAUGUCUUGGACCAUUUAAUUACUUGUUGGGUGAUUUUAUGCUAAUUUAUUUUGUGUAAAAUAUUUAUUUAUAAAUUAUAGUUUGUUAAAGUACUUAAUCACUAAGUACAUUAAGAACUGCUAUUUAAUAGAAAAUUUGUUUCCUUUGGAUUCAGCGAGCUGUACAAACCAUGAAAUAAUAUCCAUUAAAGUUUAUUUUGGUUUGUGUAGUUUAUACAUAUAAUUUUAGUAUUAGUAGUUAUUUUUCACAGUGAUUAUAGUGUAAAAAUUCUAUGAAGAAGGAAAAGUUUUAUAUAUUUUUUACUGAUGUAACAUAAAGGAACAUUACUGUAAAUAGUGUGUGCUGUUUGGCUGUGAAAUUAUACAUAUAUCUUUAUGCUCAAAUGUUAAUGGUACUACAAGUUCCUACUGUUUUGCAAUUAUUUGGUCAUGAAAUGGAACAAAUAAAGCUUUUGAUAACUUUUUA
Molecule: messenger RNA, 4072 nt
Organism: Penaeus vannamei (Pacific white shrimp)
Lineage: Eukaryota; Metazoa; Arthropoda; Malacostraca; Decapoda; Penaeidae
Source: RefSeq, a predicted model, not a curated record